Messenger RNA from Rhea pennata, 2425 nucleotides. It is a transcript of the gene TIA1, whose product is annotated as TIA1 cytotoxic granule associated RNA binding protein. Lineage: Eukaryota; Metazoa; Chordata; Aves; Rheiformes; Rheidae. The coding region runs from base 109 to 1260 and encodes 383 amino acids. Gene Ontology annotation, molecular function: RNA binding. The transcript is spliced from 13 exons. The record is from RefSeq and is a predicted model, not a curated record.
GCGGGGGCAUUGUCCGGCGCUGGGGCGCGGCGGGGCGGGCGGCGCGCGGGCUGCCCAGGCGCUGACGGGGCGGGCGGGGGCCGCGGCGGCGCCGCCAUCACCGUCGCCAUGGAGGAUGAAAUGCCCAAGACCCUAUAUGUGGGGAACCUUUCAAGAGAUGUGACUGAAGCUCUAAUCCUCCAGCUGUUCAGCCAGAUUGGACCAUGCAAAAACUGCAAAAUGAUAAUGGAUACAGCUGGAAAUGAUCCAUAUUGUUUUGUGGAAUUCUAUGAGCAUCGUCAUGCUGCUGCAGCACUCGCUGCUAUGAAUGGCCGGAAGAUAAUGGGUAAGGAGGUCAAAGUGAACUGGGCAACAACUCCCAGCAGCCAGAAGAAAGAUACCAGCAGUAGUACCGUUGUCAACACACUGCGUUCACAAGACCAUUUCCAUGUCUUUGUUGGAGACCUCAGCCCAGAAAUUACAACUGAAGAUAUAAAAGCAGCUUUUGCGCCAUUUGGAAGAAUAUCAGAUGCACGAGUGGUUAAGGAUAUGGCAACGGGAAAAUCUAAGGGAUACGGCUUUGUUUCCUUCUUCAAUAAAUGGGAUGCAGAGAACGCUAUUCAGCAGAUGGGUGGUCAGUGGCUUGGUGGAAGGCAAAUCAGAACGAACUGGGCUACAAGAAAACCUCCAGCUCCAAAGAGUACCUAUGAAUCAAAUACCAAACAAUUGUCUUACGAUGAUGUGGUCAAUCAGUCCAGUCCAAGCAACUGCACUGUGUACUGUGGAGGUGUUACCUCGGGACUGACAGAACAACUAAUGCGCCAGACCUUUUCUCCAUUUGGGCAGAUAAUGGAAAUUCGAGUCUUCCCAGAUAAAGGAUACUCCUUUGUACGGUUUAAUUCCCAUGAGAGUGCUGCACAUGCAAUUGUUUCUGUCAAUGGAACAACUAUAGAAGGCCACAUAGUGAAGUGCUACUGGGGCAAGGAAACACCAGACAUGAUCACUCCAGUCCAGCAGAAUCAGAUCGGAUAUCCACAAGCUUACGGGCAGUGGGGUCAGUGGUAUGGAAAUGCACAGAUCGGUCAGUACAUGCCGAACGGCUGGCAAGUCCCUGCUUAUGGAAUGUAUGGGCAAGCGUGGAAUCAGCAAGGAUUUAAUCAGACACAGUCUUCAGCCGCAUGGAUGGGAGCAAACUAUGGAGUCCAACCACCUCAAGGGCAAAACGGAAGCGUGAUAACUAAUCAAACUGGAUAUCGCGUGGCAGGUUUCGAAACGCAGUGAGAAAGAGACUCUGAAACCAAACACUGGUGGGCUUGAGGCUACAAGGAGCGUUGUAAAGCCUGUGUUUACCGAACAGAUUUACCAGAUCAAGUCAGUGCAAGUGUCAGAUACAAUGUAUUUAUUUAAGAAAAAAAGCAUUUUUAAUCAUGGAAACUAUCAUCCACAUUGUUUAGAAAAAAAAACCACAAAAAACUAGAUGCUGGAUGUCUGCCAACUUUUGCCUUCUUUUUCUCCUUUUGAUGUGUGUUUCUUAAGAUCCACAUCUGAAACACAGCAAAUGCAGGGACUACUGCCACUUAGGAUUGGGGCAGAAAAUUGCACAAUGUCAAACUUUUUUUCCUCUAAAGUAGUGAGCAGUUUUAGUUUGCAUUCCUAAUGAUUUAAAAUGUAUUAUAAGCAGUUGUACAAAAAAGCCAAAACCGUGUGAAUUCUGAAGAUGCUUUGUCUUCAGCCUUUGCACAAGUCUGUUUUAAAACAGCCUAUUGUAUAAAGCGUCCAUCUCUCCACUUUUGUUAUACCGGGUUUUCAACUAUAAAUUAUUAGUUUACAUCAUUUUGUAUCGAAACAUUUUUUCAGAGUUGUCUUUGCCUUAUGACAGUUACCUAAAUUAUCAUGAAACGGGGAAGCGUGGUCUUCAGUGCUAAAUUAUCUGCAAAACGCUCAGAUGGAUCUAACUUUAUUCACAUUGUGUUCUAUGUGAGAAGGUGCCUAGAGAAAUCCCUGUUGGACUUGCUCUAAAGGAUUUUUAUCUUUGCUGAAAAACUUUGUGAUGUGUACUGGGAAAUAUAAAAAAAAAUCCUGUUACAACUCUUACUAAAAUGUGACAAAUACUUAUGAACCAGCUUGUUUUUUAUCUUAUCAAUUUCUACAUUUACAUGUAUGGAUUAUGUAAAAUAUUUUAGCAAAUUAAUAUUUUGCACAAAAGUUAGCAAACUUUGUAUGUUUCCUUAUUUAAAGGUAGGAUGCGGAGUCCUUUGACAUGAUUUAUGCGUAAGAUUUUAAAUUUGUUUUUUGCAUGUGGAUAUCAAAUAUACACUUUGUUAGUUUUUGAAUACAAAGUCAUCUGCUCUUGUUUUUACGUACCUGUAAAAAGCCUCAAAGCUGUAUGUAGAAAACCAAUCCAUCUUGCUGUUUACUGUUAGUAAAUUUUACUCGGGUAGGGUAA